AUAAUUGCGGGCAAAAGUCAGCAGGAUAAAGAUUGAGACAGACUAUAACAACUAUCAAAAAAUAUGAUUUCGUGAACAUUUACUUGACGUUUACGGUACGUCCAUGGUUUCUGCCCCCGCUUCUUAAUAUUUGAUGUUGCGUUUUUUACACAUCUCGGCGAGAAGUCGGUUUAAAAGGCCGGAGGAAAUCAUCGACGGACUUAUUUUCCAACAUGUCCGAGAGGAAAGGGCUGUUCCGUUUUGCGAGACUGAGCAUGAUUGCAGCCUGCAUGUGGAAUCUGGAUUUACCGGCAUUUUCCAAAUUUACUAAGUUAAUGUAUCAAACGUAUUCCGUUGUUCUACCAGCAUUAGUGUUUCUGGUACCCGUCUUGAUGAUUGCCAAUUUUCCUAGUCUGUUGCUAACGGAUCCAAAUUCUGCCAUCGAAGUAACACCUAAGAUGCUCUACUGCGCGGUUUUAGUUAUUAAAACGUUUUCCUACCAGUCCAGCAGAUGUAGGUACUUACUAACCGCAGCAAUGGAAGAAGAAUCGCGCUUAUAUUUCAUAAACGACGACGAGGUCGUUAGAAUUUACGAAGAACACAUCAGAUACUGCCGCAUAUUCUUUAAAUUUUUUUGCAUUUCCACGAUGCUGCCAGUCUCGACCGAGUGUGAAAUCGCGAUUAUCAAAAGCUAUAAGUUUUCCCAAAAUCUUGAUGCGGUGGGAGACAAACCCAUGCCGCUCGUGUCCUGGUAUCCUUUCGACAAGAACAGGCACCACAUUUGGGUCAUGGCCCAUCAGUUCAUAUCUAUUAUAGUCACCGGUUGUUACGUCUUGUCGGUUUACGUUUAUUACACUUCGAUAAUGAUUUACGUGCGGAGUCGAUUACUAAUACUGCAGCACUAUUUCAGAAACUACGACCAGUACCAACUAGAUGGUGAGUCGACGACGUUGGAAACGCUGAAAGUGUUGUGUGCAAAACACCAAGACCUAAUUAAUUAUAUAAAUGACGUCAAUCGAUCAGUUAAAAUGACGGUGUUUUUGGAAUAUAGUGUCAUUUCCAUAUUACUCGCUACUAUAUUGUACCAACUCGUGGAAGGUCAGGACAUGUCGUUCAACCUGAUCUUCGCGUUUGUCGUAAGCGCCCAGUUGAUGUUUCUGGCUUGGACGACCGAUGAAAUCACGACGGAGAGUGUCAAUUUGGCAACUGCCCUUUACGAAAGCAAAUGGUACGAACAAUCGCAAGCCUGCAAAAUAUUGAUCGCGAUCAUGAUGAUGGGAUGUCGUAAACCGCUCAGUAUUAGCAUUGGACCGUUUGGACCCAUGACUAUGGUGUCGGCCAUGUCGCGGCUUAAAAUUGCUUAUUCCUACAUGUCGGUGAUGACCUCCUGAUGGGACUAAAAUAGCAACAAUAGUACAUCGUUGCCAUGCCGGAAAAUUGGCCGACGAAAAAUUUGAAGUGGAAACUUCCUAAGGCAUCACUUAUUAAGCUCGCCUUGUUGAAUUUUUUCUGUUUAUCAUGUCGUAUUGUUUAUGUUUACACUGCAUCUUAAUAAAUUGUUUUUUGUAAAUUGGUAGGUGAGAAUUAUUUCCUUAAUGUUUAUAAUAGUUAGCCAUCAAUUAUAUCAAAGCUGGCUUAGUUAACUAUGUACUAAUGCAAAAUUGCAAAACAAA
Cylas formicarius (sweet potato weevil) is the source of this 1652-nucleotide messenger RNA. RefSeq names its product odorant receptor 67c-like. The transcript is spliced from 7 exons. Gene Ontology annotation, cellular component: plasma membrane. Lineage: Eukaryota; Metazoa; Arthropoda; Insecta; Coleoptera; Brentidae. Gene Ontology annotation, molecular function: olfactory receptor activity; odorant binding. Bases 213 to 1370 code for a protein of 385 amino acids. The record is from RefSeq and is a predicted model, not a curated record. Gene Ontology annotation, biological process: sensory perception of smell; detection of chemical stimulus involved in sensory perception of smell.